UACGCCUUCCUCAAAUGUCCCUGCAAAAAAACCCGCGAAACCUCUUUUUCUCAUUUCACUAGGGUUUUCUUAUGUGAAGGUGAUGGGGAAGAGGAAUGACAUAGUGGUUUUAUCAUCGGAUGGUGAAGAUGAUGACUGUUCAGUGAGUUCGUCGAAUCGGAGCUACUCGAAGCCGAAAUCUAGGUCAUUGGUUACUCGCUCAAAUCCUAGAGGUGCGAAGAAGCCUCGCCUUUCGGGUUCUCGGUCUCACUUGAGCAAAGAAUCCAGUAACGCAGAUGAGAUCAGAUUUUUUUGUGAAGAUUUUGACGAAGUUUUUAAUGGGUUCAAGGUAUCUGCUGGUUUUGGAGGGAGCAACACGAAGGGGUUAUGGGUUGAUAAAUACAAUCCUCGUUCCUUGGAAGAGCUCGCUGUUCACAAAAAGAAGGUUGAAGAGGUCAAGGUGUGGUUUGAAGAAAGAUUGAGAUCUUCUAAGGCUGAACUUAGUAACGUUCUUGUCAUCACUGGGCAAACUGGAGUUGGAAAAUCUGCAACUAUUCAUGCAAUUGCAUCUCACCUUGGAGCCAGUGUGUGUGAAUGGAGCACACCUACUCCAAUUAUUUGGCAAGAACAUCUGCAUAACUCCAGUACAGGCAUAAACUACACAUCUAAGUUGGAUGAGUUUGAAAAUUUUGUUGAGAGAAUAAGGAAGUAUGGAUUGAAUCUGUCAUCCUCUACUGAAGAGUCAAAAUCAGCUACAGUACUCCUAAUUGAUGAUCUUCCGGUGUUGAAUGGAAAAGUUUCUUUUCAAAGACUUCAAAACUGUUUGCAUCUUCUUGUGCAAUCAACGCGGAUACCAACAACUAUAUUGCUUACGGACUAUAGUAAAACUGAUUCAGCAGAUCACACCGGAAGAUGCUUGGAAGAGCUUCAGUUGUGUCUUGAGAGUGCUGGGGCUUGUAAGGUUGCUUUCAAUCCUAUCACAAAUAAUGCCAUAAAGAAGACUCUUUCUAGGAUAUGCAGACAAGAGAAGUGUAACGCGACUGCUGAACAAAUUGAUCUAAUAGCCAAAGUCAGUGGUGGUGACAUCCGACAGGCAAUUACAUCUUUACAGUUCUUUUGUCUCAAACCUGAUUCCAUGCAUUCCUUAUCUUUACGUGAUACCACUACCACAUACUCGAGAGAAAAACCAGAUGAGGUCAGUUCUAUGGAUGAUGGAUUUCCCUUGCAAUUUGGCAGAGAUGAGACACUUUCUCUCUUUCAUGCUCUUGGAAAGUUUCUGCAUAACAAAAGAGACAGUGAAAAUGCCAUGGCAUUGGACCAAGAUGAAUUUCCUCUACAGCAGAGAUUAUUAAGAUUGCCUUUGAAAAUGGAUGCUCCAGAAAAGAUUCUCUGUCAAGCACAUGGGCAAGCAAGGCCUAUUGCUGAUUUUCUACAUGAAAAUGUUCUGGAUUUCCUGAGUGAGGAUGCAAUAGAUGAUGCAUGGGCUGUGGCUUCAUAUUUAGGCGAUGCUGACAUGCUUAUUUCUACUUUCCGUGGAAUGCUAGCUAGAUAUAAUGAAGCAGAAAAUGUUUUACAAUCAGCUGCUGCUUCAGUUGCUGUUCGUGGGGUGCUAUUUGGAAAUGCUCAUCCAUUACCUUCCAGGUGGCAUGCUAUUCGCCGGCCAAAGCUCUGGCAGAUUGAGCAAUCAUCGCUGCGCAAUAAGAAUGAGAUGGUGAAACGUAGAUUCAAUGGUUAUAGCAGACCUAGUUUUUCCAAUUUUUCGGUUGUGACUAUGGAGUACACACCUGUCUUCAAAUGGCUUGGACAGGGAAUCUCUGGAGGUCUUGAAACUCAUCAGGUAUUGACGCAAUGCAACGAGACCAAUGACAAUUUUGAUAAGAUGAGCUUGGAUGACAAAGAAAGUGAGAGUACUGAUGAUGAAAUAGAAGAUUGGUAAAGAGACUGAGAACCAAGCUUAGUCUAGAUUGGCUCUGUAAAGAAGUUGCUGUAAAUAAUUGUCCAUUUUGUCCCUUAAAUUUUCUGUUCUGGGAAAUGUAAUGGAUGUUUCCUGUUUUAAAAUGUCC
This is a messenger RNA of Corylus avellana, 2042 nucleotides long. It is a transcript of the gene ATRAD17, whose product is annotated as RADIATION SENSITIVE 17. Gene Ontology annotation, biological process: DNA damage checkpoint signaling; mitotic DNA replication checkpoint signaling; DNA repair. The record is from RefSeq and is a predicted model, not a curated record. NCBI's taxonomy places the organism in Eukaryota, Viridiplantae, Streptophyta, Magnoliopsida, Fagales, Betulaceae. Gene Ontology annotation, molecular function: DNA clamp loader activity; chromatin binding; ATP hydrolysis activity.